UGGGUCAGAAAGCUCGCUCCGCUCAGUUCGUAGACACAAGUGGGGCGAGGUUCCCUUUCACGGAAGUUGCCCGCGUUUAUUUAUUUUCCAACUUGGCUAGAGAACGACUGCAAAAGGAAGGAAACCAAAUCAGGACAUUUUCUGGGAGUCUUUCCUCACAGCUAUAAGAAGUUUAGAGCCAGGAGACUCAGUGCUGCAAACAGGAAGAGCAGUACAGUAAAAACAGAAAUGGCAUGGAUUCUGAAGCUGUAAGCUUUCACAAGACAAUUCAGCCAGGACAAUGAAAAAGCUGAAUCCAUCAUACUAUGAAACAACGCGGGCAGCACAGGUGGCUCUGCACUGUAUGAACUACCAGCAUGCAAGUCUUUUCUGCCAUUUUAGUUAUGAAACUGUUAAAAGUUCCAGUUUAGAGGAACUACCUGGAGUUGGAAACAAGUAUCAUUUAGUAUUUAAAGAAGACAAGACUUCAAGUGAAGAUGUCAUGCGAAUACACACUGCAAAAAUACUCUUUAGCCACACGGAAACUCGGAUGGCUCCACAGGUGAACUGUACAUAUGAUGACACUGCUAAAGCAAACACCACAGAUGAUGAACAUGCUUUUUAUGAGCGUAUGAGGAAGCAGGAAAAGCUUGUGGAUGGGAAAUAUAUUCCAGAUGGCCAUGGAAAUAUCCCCGCAGAAAUGAAACCAUUUUGGCUCCUUGGACAGAUUGCAUCAAGCUAUGUAAUGUGGCAGGAGUCCAGUGAAUCCACACUUUAUAAUAUGGUCACAGUUCUUUCUUUUCAACAACUGAGAACAGAAGACGACUUUCUUGACUUUGAGUAUGUUGUCCUGCUGCACGAUAUAGUUUCCCAGGAGAUAACUCAGUGGAGCAUGCAUAUUCGCUGGAAUCCCACACACGGAGUGAAGGUGCUGAACUAUGCUCAAGACCACCGAGACAUUCCAUUUCCUGGAACAGCAACGGCUACAAUGAGCCCAGCAAGUCUCAGCUAAUCAGCUUCAUGGCGUUCUGUGCAGCCUCACCUUAAAGAAACUGUAUGCAAUUAUCUUUUUUUAAAGUAACAAAAAAAUAAUGAAAAGUACCAAUGCAUAAUAUUAUGUAGGUAGGAAAUGGGGAUAAUCUGUGGGUACAAUGGCUUCUAAUGAAUCACCCAGAGCUGGCAGGAGUGUGGUUGCACAGUGCCUUCUGCUCAAUUUUCUGGUGCCAAUGUAUGGGGGUGUGCAUGAGAGUGCCCAGCGAGGAACUGGCAUCCCAGCCAGGGCCGGUCCCUGCCUUACACCCUGUGUGGGCCUACCACCCUCAACUGGAAGAUGCAGGCCCAGUGAAUGGGACCCAGUGUGAGUUUUCUCAAAUGUAGUAAAUCAUAAAGUGAACACUGUUGAAACUUUGAUUAUUUUAAAUAAAGUUUAUUGAUCGAGUUAACAAAA
Messenger RNA from Polypterus senegalus (gray bichir), 1426 nucleotides. Its product is annotated as latexin-like. The transcript has 9 exons. The coding region runs from base 281 to 991 and encodes 236 amino acids. The record is from RefSeq and is a predicted model, not a curated record. Lineage: Eukaryota; Metazoa; Chordata; Cladistia; Polypteriformes; Polypteridae. Gene Ontology annotation, molecular function: metalloendopeptidase inhibitor activity.